UUCAUCCUCUUCUGAAAGAGGCUCAUAGGUCUUUUGUCAAAAAUAAAAAUAAGAAUUCCCAGCAACCCCAGCUCAAAAUGACUCCCAGCCGCCCUGGUCUCAGACCUCCUUGAACUUGUGCGCGUGAGCGGUGAGAACAAACCAGCGGAUGUGUUGCGUUGGUGACGCAUACAUGCUGCGUUCAUGAACCACGGUAAACCCCUGUAUCGGGUUGGUUAGUUGACGGAAACGUAAUUAUCUUUUUGCCGGCGUUUAAAGAUAGCGCUGUUUUUAUAAACAUCCGGAUGUCCAGGCCUUACGUCACCAAAGACAGGAAAUGAGUUGAUUGUGACUUCACACCGGAGCUUCUGCUGUGAGUUUUUGACAGAACUGAGUGGAACUGAAUGAUCUCAUCAGAGCAGCUUUCUGCUUCGCUUGAAGCAAAAAAGGAAGAGCUUGAUUUCCCCCGUACAGCACAGCAGAGGGAGUGGUGGAGCUGCGCGCACCUGCUGGGUUUGUUGCAGUAGGAGGGCUGAGGAAGCUCAGCUGGGAGCAGCAGUACAGGUCUGACUUGCUCUGCAUGGCUUCAUACGGGAAUUCAACGUGAACAAGAAUGGCUGUCCUGAUAUCAGAACUCUGAUCCUCUUCGUUUUGUCUUGCCAUGAAGUAAGGACCAGCGCAGCAGUUUAAACACCAUCAAUUAAAACCAGGUUGUGCCAUAUCUCCUUAAAAAAAUCCUAUGGCUGCUCAAAGAGAGUUUCUUUUGAGACAGAAUCCUGUCACCGACGACCCGAGUCCUUUGAGGGACGAUUUAGAUGAUGAUUAUGAAUCCAUAUCAGGAAAUAAUCUGUAUGAGACCUCCCUAUCUGGGCUCAUUCCGACACUUGAAAACCGGACUGAAGAUAGAGGAAGAGAGGCUCCUAGGAACGAUCCACCACCGGUUCCUCCUAGAAUACGGUUACCGAGUACUCCUGCCCCGGUCAGAGGUCAACCCCCUCCUCUGCCCCCCAGGAAUCCGGCACCUUUCGGCUGUAGCCAAAAGCAGAUUUCAUGUGAUAUCGAGGCUCGACAUAGGUGGGUUCGGUCCAGAACAGAAGUAAAACCUCAUGAUCCAUGGGCCAUUACACUGCUAGACUCUCCAGAAGGCAGCACAAAGAACUUGGCUUCAUUCAGCAAAGCAACAUCACAGCUGAUGUCCCGAUACAAGCACACAGACAGGGUUCACAACCCCGGUGUAGUAUGGGGCCAGCUGUUACGGAUCCACCCUGCUCUGCUGCAGCAGGUGGGGAUAGAAGUCACUAUAUCCACUGAGGAGGGAAAUCUCAUGUUCCCCAUUCCCACACCAGCCAACAAGAAGGUGGAGGAUCUAAUUGAUGAUUAUUUCAAGUUACUGGACCGCACAGCUGACACAAGCAAGGAUUACGUUUUAAAAUUUUGUGAUGCGGAGGAAUACCUUAGAAACGCUUUGUGUACAUAUGUCAUCAAUCAGCUGAACAAACUUACAAUACAUUUGUUUCCUUUACAGAGCCAAGAUCAAGUAAUGGAGUGUGAAGCUGCCAUGAUCAUGCUGAAUGGGGCGCUACUCAAAGUGCUCCAAAUAUAUUUUGACAACUUCCAGUCAGACUUCAGAUCCCAGAGUCUCAUUGGCAGACCCGAAACCCGUGACGUUGAUGACAACGAGGAAAUCCUGCAGUUCAGCAUAGUAUCUCUCUACAAGCUGAACCCGAGCUGGAUGAACUAUGAAAGUUUUUCCGUAUCCUGUGACUUGACGUACGGAGAAACAAAAAUCUGUGAGACCGGCGUUUCAGAAAACAUCAGCACAGCCUUGUCACAUGGAAACAACAUCAGUUGUAACCGCCUAAUGGUGUUUCCUGUUCGAGUUAAUGAGUUACCGUAUGAGUGCAUGCUGACAUUUCACCUUAAAGGCACAAAGCGAGGGAAAAUCUCAGAAAGUUUGAGCUGGGCGGUGCUGCCCCUCUAUAACAAUAGGACGUUGGUUGGAGGAACUGUCCUGCUCAGCAUGUCCACUCUGGCUGAGCUACCCUUUCCUCCAUCCCCUGCGCUGUCUGACAGCCACAGACAGCCCACAGGAGUCAUACUGCAGCUUGAAUUUGAAGAGCAGUAUGAGUGGGAAUACCAAAGACCCAUCGCCCUCCCUGAGUCAAUCACCUUCACUCAGCCUUGUGAUGAAGUUCAAAGUAAAAUGUUGAAUGUUUCCAAAAAGCAUUGCAUCUGUUUCCUGAAAGAAACUGAGAGGUCUUUCCUUUGGAGCAAACGUGACUGUGCAGAUAAAACCAAUACCUUCCUACACCUUCUGCUCAGUGGAGUCCCCCGGUGGCAGCCAGAAGACUUAACAGAAAUCUAUACUGUGGUAGAUAAAUGGCUCAUCCAUCUGCCAGAGGAGGCUCUUUUCCUGCUUACUCCCAGUUUUCCAGAUGAGACAGUCAGAAAAGCUGCAGUUAACUAUUUUGGAGAGAUUCCAGACGGAGAGUUCGAGAUGUUUUUGCCCCAGCUUGUCCAGGCUCUGAAGAGUGAAUGGAAACUUGAUGGACCUCUGGUGAUGCUGCUGUUGGAGAGAUCCCUGAAGAACAUCCGGAUUGCUCAGCAGCUAUACUGGCUUUUGGAGGAAACCAACACAGACUGCUACUUCCACAGCUGGUUUAAUAAAGUUAAAGCUGCGCUGUUGCACUGCUGUGGCCAAGCGCUAAGGAAGGAGCUGGAUUAUGAGGCUCGUUUGGUUCAAGUGCUCGUUCAGGUGGCCCAGAAAGUUCGGUUUGCUGACAAAUCUCAGCGUAAGAAUGUUUUAAACAGAGAAAAGGAACGUAUCCACGAGUUCUUCAGAGGUGGCAUCACCUGCCGUCUGCCACUAGAUCCUGCAUUUAGUGUAAAAGGAGUCGACUUGGAUGCCUGCAAAUUCUACAGUGCUAAUUCUUCUCCUCUGGGGGUCACGUUCGUAUGUGAAGAUUCUCUGGCUAAAAAGACCAGUGUCAUUUGCAAGGUAGGGGACAACCUGCGUCAGGACAUGCUGGUUCUCCAGAUAGUCCGUGUGAUGGACUGGGUUUGGCUCCAGGAGGGGCUGGACCUGCAGAUGAUCACCUAUCGAUGUCUCUCCACAGGCAAAGAUCAGGGCCUGGUGGAAGUUGUGCCAGAGGCUGUGACCCUGGGAAAGAUCCAUCAGGAGUGGGGUCUAAGUGGGACGCUUCGAGAAGACACGUUGGAGAAAUGGUUUCACAUGCUGAACAAAACGAAAGAGGGCUACGAAAAGGCGGUGACGAACUUCAUCCAGUCGUGCGCAGGGUGGUGUGUAGUCACCUUCAUCCUGGGGAUCUGUGACCGCCACAAUGACAACAUCAUGCUGAAGCACAGCGGACACAUGUUCCACAUUGACUUUGGCAGAAUCAUGGGGAAUGCGCAGAAAUUUGGAACCUUUAGAAGGGACAGGAAACCCUUCGUUUUCACGUCUGAGAUGCAGCACCUCAUCACCGGUGGUGGAAAGAAGCCUCAGCGCCUCCAUCGCUUUGUGGAGCUUUGCUGCGAAGCUUAUAACAUCAUCAGAAGUCGCUCUGCUCUGAUACUCGGCAUGUUGGAGCUGAUGCUUUCAGCAGGAAUGCCAGAACUGAAGGACAUCAGUGACUUAGAGUUUGUCCAGAACAAGCUCAAACCUCACGACACAGACUUAGAAGCCACUUCCUACUUUACAAAAAAGAUUAAGGAGUGUAUGGACUGUUUUGCUGUCAAGUUUAACUUCUUCACCCACACUUUGGCUCAGCCAAAGAAGCAGCAGUCAAUAACCCAGAACAACAUUCCUGCAGCCAACUCCAACAUCCAGGGAGCGGUCAUCGAGGGCUUCAACGUCAAGGGGCGAGUUGUGACCUACAGCCUAAAGAUAACCAUUGACGAUGGCAUUCUGACGAGUCAGAAGACGUUUAGGCAGUUUGAAAUGAUCCAUAAUAGUCUCCAGACGUACUUCAUUGAAUCUAAGCUACCGCAGUUUCCAGGCUGGUAUAAGAUGUCAUUCACCCCACAGAGGAGGAAGGCUCUGCUAAACACUUACUUAAAAGAGCUUUUUAAGGGACCGUGCAAAGGAGAUGAAUAUGUGUGCAGUUUGUUUCUAGAUGGUCCCAAAGUGGAAAAAAAUGUAACAGGAGGAGCUCCUCAGAUCCAGCUGCAUAUUUCUUACUCUAACGCCAAGCUCUCAGUGUUGGUGAAACACCUGCAAAACAUUAAGUUGCCAAAUGGUUCGAACCCUGAUGCGUACGUGGUUACGCGGCUGAGACCAGACCCCCAGCAGACCUCCAAGAGGAAGACAAAGGUGGUCAGCAACAACGACCACCCUACUUUCAAUGAGCUGCUGGAGUACAAUCAUGUCCCGGUGCUGUAUGGGAUGGUGCUGGAGGUGACUGUGAAGAGCAGGAAGGCCAAGAAGACUUUUGUGGCUGCGACCAACAUUAAACUGGAAGAUGAGGUGCUGGACAAGGAGGUGUGGUUUCCCCUUGGGAACUGUGUCAUUUGACCCUGGAGACUGCACUGUGAGCCUGCUGCCAGCAGGGGGAGCCAAAACACUUACUGUAUUUUACUGUAUGUUUCAUGUAGAUGUUAUUUUUAUCAACGGGGAAAAGAUGAGCACUGUACAGUAGGCAGAUCAUGCCAUUCAUACAUGUCUUUUAGAGACUUUUUUUUAAAGCACUGACAGUGGCUGGGAUUUUUAACCCAAGUUACAAAGUUAAAAUACAUGUUUACUGUGAAAUUAGAUUAAUUACUAGUUUUUUAUGCAGUUCAAAUGACUGCAUCUGGGUGAUAUAUGAAGGAAAGCGUGUAGCGGUGGUCCUGUUUGCUUUGUUUUCUGAGCUGAAUCAUAAGAGUGUCUGCAUGCAUUGAUGUAACAGAUUAGGGGAUGUUUCUUACCUGCAGAGACACGUUUGCUCCCUCCAGGCUGCAUGUCCUUGACCAGAGGAAUUGGAAACGAGAGACAAGCGGGUGAGGGAAAGGUGAGGAUAGUGUGUGAUCUGGAUGACAACUCAGCAUCUCAGGCCCUGAGGGCCGAGUUAACCGCCCCCCCACCCCAUCCACCGUCUUCUCCAUCAGUAGCCUUCAAAUCCAGUCGAGCACGUGUGUGUUUACGGCAAGGCCGAUAAAACACAAGCGUUCCGAUUGACAUGCACACUUACUCGUCUCUAGGCCAAGCUGGGUCUCUGUUAUCUUGAUGCCAUUCCUGUCCUGACAGGCCUGCUGACCCGUACUUUUCUUUUACCUCAUUUAAAGGAUUUAGUGAUGAACGGAGAUGGAAAUAGACUUCCCUGCACUGAUUUCAACUCAAUAAUGUAUACCUCUUUGGAGACUAUUUAUAUAAUCCCUGAUAGGAUUCUCAAAUGGAACGGCGAGCCGUUGCUGAUGGCUAUUUUUUGAUGACUGUGGUAAUGGAGCGUUAAUAAAACUGGCAUCACUCAGCAACGCCAGCCUUGAUAGGUGAAAACAACAGAACACAUACAGUACAUUUGUUUUUAACCCUGGUAAUGAUGUGUGAAACGAUCCUAAAAUCGACAUAUCUGUUUUUGC
Messenger RNA from Cyprinodon variegatus (sheepshead minnow), 5535 nucleotides. It is a transcript of the gene pik3c2g, whose product is annotated as phosphatidylinositol-4-phosphate 3-kinase catalytic subunit type 2 gamma. Gene Ontology annotation, molecular function: 1-phosphatidylinositol-4-phosphate 3-kinase activity; 1-phosphatidylinositol-3-kinase activity; phosphatidylinositol binding. Gene Ontology annotation, cellular component: cytoplasm; phosphatidylinositol 3-kinase complex; plasma membrane. The coding region runs from base 719 to 4492 and encodes 1257 amino acids. The transcript is spliced from 30 exons. Gene Ontology annotation, biological process: cell migration; phosphatidylinositol 3-kinase/protein kinase B signal transduction; phosphatidylinositol-mediated signaling. Lineage: Eukaryota; Metazoa; Chordata; Actinopteri; Cyprinodontiformes; Cyprinodontidae. The record is from RefSeq and is a predicted model, not a curated record.